AUAGGGUGGAGAAAGCAAUUAAACCAAAAGGGCAACAAUUAAGAGAAUGGUGGCUGAAAAUUUCAUUUGCUCAUCAAGUUGACCAAAAUCCAGUAAGAAGACACGAUUUUGCAGAAAUUUUAAUCAAAUUAAAUGAUAUCUUUAAUGAAUUUUGA
Molecule: messenger RNA, 155 nt
Organism: Funneliformis caledonium
Lineage: Eukaryota; Fungi; Glomeromycota; Glomeromycetes; Glomerales; Glomeraceae
Source: the annotation of a GenBank genome assembly